CCCGCUGCGCCCACCGAGUCCGAUGGCGGCGGCCGCGCUGAGGCGCCCGUCUGAGGUUGGUGUGACCUUUGAGGACAUUGCCCUGUACUUCUCCAGGAAGGAAUGGAGCCUCCUUGAUGAGAGUCAGAGACGCCUGUACCUGAAUGUGAUGCUGGAGAACUUUGAGCUUAUAUCCUCACUGGGUUGCUGCUGUGGAGCAGAGGAUGUGGAAGCACUGAUUGAACAGAACGUUUCUAUAAGAGUGUCAGAAGCAAAGAAUCCCAAGUUAGCUUUGUCUUCCCAGAAGAGCCACCCCUGUGAGAGUUGUGGAUUAGUCUUGAGAAAAAUUUUCCACUUGAUUGAGCUGCAGGAAACAGAACCCAGCCAGAUACUGUUGAGGUGUGGGGCCUGUGCAAAACAAUUUUAUUUCAGUGCAAAAUUUCACCAGCACCAGGAGCAGCAUGUGGAAGAGAAGCCUUUCAUAAGAGGAAAGACUGGCAUUGCUAGUCCACUGUGAAGUCUGGAUGCUAUAAGAUAACAGAUCACUCCAAAGAGGGGGUAGAUGUGACAACCUCAGGUAUGGCUGGGAGCAGCAUGAUAUUUUUCUUGUCACAGGAUACCAAUACAUUUGAAGGGAAUCUCUUGCCCAGGGCUUGCAAAGGGCCAUGUGCCCUAAUGCCUACAAUUACAUGGGUGAUGGUUACUGGUUGUAGAACCAUAGGAGGUUGGGGAAACCAUUUUACUUCAGAAACACUGGCCUAAUUGGUGUUGGAGGAGACUGCAGCCCAUUAGAUGGAAUAUGCCUCAUCUAAAUGUGCAUCCGGGAAUUUUUCUGAGUAAAAAACACCGCAGAAAUGGUGUGUAUAGAAAUCUGAGGACUUUUAGGCAUGUUUAACUUGUGGACACAGUCAUUCUAAUUGAAUAUGAUGCAAAGGUUUUGUAGCUUUCUGUAGCAUCAGAUGAUCAAGUCAGAGCCAUUGUUAUGCUCCAGAAAAGGAAAGUUGAAGACAAUGGGUAGCUGUAUUUAGGGCUGUGGCUUUUGUGACCCAGCCAGCAUUCUUACUGGUUUCGUUGAAACUUCUUCAUUGUUAUGUAUUAUGUCCCAGAGGCAAGGCUGUUCCCCCAGAGUACAUGAGAAGUGGAUUGAAUAUAGAGUUGCCAAACCUAUUUU
This is a messenger RNA of Molossus molossus (Pallas's mastiff bat), 1150 nucleotides long. Its product is annotated as zinc finger protein 417-like. Gene Ontology annotation, biological process: regulation of DNA-templated transcription. Lineage: Eukaryota; Metazoa; Chordata; Mammalia; Chiroptera; Molossidae. The transcript is spliced from 4 exons. Bases 23 to 496 code for a protein of 157 amino acids. The record is from RefSeq and is a predicted model, not a curated record.